CUCAACAAAAAAGUAUGAGGCAGCCAAGUAAAUGGCGUCUCAAGUUGUUUUUAUGCGAAUUCUAGUGUUUCUCUUUUACUGUGUAGUUUAAAAUGUACACGUCGAUCGUAACAGUUAUUUAGAUAUACGUGUUAUAAUCUUAUUGAAAAACAUUGUUUACUUCGUCGACGUUUCAUUCUUUCUACGAAACAAUGGCGUCGAAUGAACAUUUGGAAUCCCACGUAAAACUAAGUGAAAAUCGUAGUUUAUCUGAAGAUAAUAGUAACUCAAGUAGUGCUGAAGACGCCGGUGAAGGUGUUAAGCGUCGUAGAGUCAGUCACGAUUAUAAAAAACUGUGUAAACUGGGAUACGAUCCAAGUAUGUCAACUGAAUCCACACACGCAUCUAUUGAUUCUAAAGGUAAAAAACGUAAGCACGGCAAAGAUUCCCAAGAAGUUUGCGUUUGGGGAGAAAACUCUAAACCACCGAAAAUGAGCAAAAUAUGGCCAGUAUUUGAUUCCGGAGGAUAUGGAGACGCUGCUAUGUUAACGCUACAUGUCGUGCAGAAAUCACCAAACAUUGUCAACCCACUUCUUUUUCAUCAAGAUAAAGAUAACAGCUUACUAGAAAUCAAUCAAACACCAUUCAAGGAAGACUGGUUUGGUGGCAUCAACGCAUCAUGGACGCAGACAAGAUUGGACCAUACUAUACCUCGUGAUGACAUCACAAAACGCAUCUUUUCCUCAGUCUCCCGUCAGUUGAAGAUAAUCAAUGCCCACUUCCAGAAGUCAAUGCCAAGAUACAAGUACCCCAGAGUGACAAGGUCAAACAUCCUUCUAGAACAUACCAAUCACCGAAGACCAGCCACACACUUCAGUUUAGCUCUUAAAGCAAUCAAGUUCCAGCCAACACCGAGAAGAGAACUACCAUGUUAUGGUAACUUGGAACUACCUUUAAAGAUGAAACCGGAUAAAGCCUCAUCUUCACAAGUGUUUCCUGCAAUUUGUACUGGGAUCAAAAUGGACCCAGAUAAAGUUAAAAGUGAAGUGAUAGUGAAAGUUGAACAUGACAAAGUUAAAAUAGAAAGAGAAAGAGAGAAAGUGAAAGAAAAGGACAGAGAUAAAGACAGAUCCCACUCUUCGCGUCACUCAUCUUGCCAACAGUGCCGGAGACGCUCAAGAGUAAAGCGAUGUUCCAUCGGCGUGCAAUGCCGCCGGGAGAGAUCAGCACCAGUGUGGGGGCCUAGGGCACCCUGUGUGGAUAUCAAGGGACUUAAAUAUCAAAGGUUAAUGCGUGUGGAAACUCAUCCGAACGGUGGAGCAAGUGUCGUCUACUUGUACCAACAUGAUAUUGACAUGCUAAGCGAGAAUCAACAAGAGUCACUAGCAAAGGAGUUCCUUAAGCUGGUAUUCUCAGAGGACAGUGGAGGUUGGGCACAGUUUGUAUGUGGUGUGGUGCGGGGUGCAGCUGGCCGGCUGCCCUGUCUGCUGCAGUACCUUGCCGAGAGACAUCCCUCACUCACAGUUAAAGCGGGUGUACUGGCUCGAGCUUCUGAUAUUGAGACCACAACAAUAAGCAGAUAUUAUCAGCAGGUUCAACAGACGUACGCGGCUGGCACAUUCAGAUGCGGGCCGCUGCACCAGAUCUCCCUGGUGGGCACAGUACACGAAGAAGUCGGCGGAUACUUCCCCGACAUGCUGGCCAUGCUUGCAGAGUGUCCAUUCCUCAAACUGACAAUGCCUUGGGGACCUAUGGCAGCGGUGGAGAUGGAGCCCCAGGAGUCUAAUGAUGGCCCAAUCCUGUGGAUCAGGCCUGGAGAGCAACUUGUGCCAACAGCAGAGCUCGGCAAGAGCCCUAUCAAAAAGAGACGGACUGGUAUCAACGAGCUACGUAACUUACAAUAUUUGCCGCGCUGGAGCGAGGCGCGAGAGUUUCUGUUUGAAGACAGGACGCGAGCGCACGCGGAUCAUGUCGGACAUGGACUGGAUAGAAUCACUACUGCUGCUGUCGGUGUUUUGAAAGCGAUCCAUUGUGGUGACGAGGGUGACCGAGGUCGCAUCACGAAGGAUGUGGUGGCUUUCCAUGCAGCAGACUUCAACAAGCUGGUGCAGCUGCUGCAGCUGGAUCUAUACGAGCCUCCUAUAUCACAAUGCGUCACUUGGCUGGAGGAGGCGAAGUUGAACCAGUUACGUCGCGAGGGCGUGCGCUACUCGCGUCUGCCGCUCUGCUCCGACGACGUGUACUUCUUGCCGCGCAACAUCAUACACCAGUUCCGUACUGUCUCCGCUGUCACAUCAGUCGCGUGGCAUUUACGGUUGAAACAGUACUAUCCGUCGUCAGAAGCGUCUUCUCCGGCUGAGGAGCGACCAGCAGCAGAUCCCGUGCCUCAAAUCAAUACUGAACCUAAAAAGUCAUCAACAACGAAGCACAAAAGCGGUGUUAUAGAAAUGCGAGCAUUAAGUGCUAAAUACAAAGAUAAACCAACUUUAAAACUGACUGAUAGAAAAAGUACAGAAGUACAAAGUAAUAAACAUGUCGAAGAUAAGAAGGAAAAGAAGAGUGAGUCAAGACACGAGAGAUCUGACAGAACAGAACAGAAGACAUCGCAUAGACAUAGAGACACUGAUAAACAUAGAUCAGAAAAAUCUUCAGAUAAAUCAGAAAAAAUUGAAAUUAAAACUGAAAAAGAUAUCAAAGCAGCUGAAAAAUCUGAAACUAAAACAAACAAAUCUGAUAUCAAGACAGAGAAAGUCGAAGUUUUAGACAAAACUUCGAAACAGAUCGAGAAAUUAGAUGUAACAUUACCAGAUAAGGUAGUGGUUAAAUUGGAAAAUAGAUUAAAUGAUAAAGUGGACAGUAAAUGUACAGAUAUUAUAAUAAAUAAAACAGAAAAGUCAAUCGAAAAGGACACAACAAUUGAUAAGUCUGAGAAUAAAGAUAAAUUAAAUGUCAAAUUAGACAAAACCGAGAAUAAAUUGUCCGAGAAAUGUGACAAAAAAACUCAACAAGAAACAGAAAAGACAGAAAAGAUAGAUAAAAGUGAUAAAACAACAGAAAAGGAAAGUAGGUUAUCAGAUAAAUCAGACAGCAAAUUGUCCGAAAAGAUGGAUAGAACAUCAGAUAAACCUGAGAAAACUGAAAGUAGAUCAUCAGAAAAAUAUGACAAGUCAGACAGCAGACCAUCUGAAAAAUCCGAGAAGGCAGAUAGAUCGUCAGAAAAAUCUGAUAAGAUGGAAAGUAGAUCAUCAGAUAAAUCAGAAAAAUCUGAAAGUAGGUCAUCAGAAAGCAGAUCCUCAGACAAAGAAGAAAGUAAACCAGACAAAACAGAUAGAACUGAAAAACUUGACACAAAAGAUAAAUCUGACAAAGAAAGCCGGUCGAGCAAGUCGGAACACAGAAGACAUUCAUCAUCAAGAUCUCACCGAUCACAUCGAGAUCACAAAGACCGGUCACAUAAAGAACACAAGAAAGACCACAGGAGUGAAGACAGGAAAUGUUCGGACAGGCAUCGAGAUAGAGACAGUAAAGUUGAAGCUAAGCUUCUAAGUGCAAAGCUGCAAGAGAUUGUGCAUCGGCCACCCGAUUAGUGCUAAGUGUAGUGCUUAAGUGCAGGAUAACUUAGUGCAGUGCAACUUAGUGUUAUGUACGAGAUUGCAGCUAAAAACGGACAGGGGUAAGUCAAUUUAUAACAUCAAAGCCUUAUCGGCUUCAUUGUAGAUUGACAGUUAAAUAUUGUAAAGGUAUGAAAGUACAGUCAGAUACAAAAAGUAUACAUUUACAAAGUCCCAGAAAUAUGUAUACAUCCAAAUAUACAUCUGUCUGCCGCUGACUGUACUCUUGAAAGGACAAACCUUUUAUAUGUUUUCUAAUAUGCAUAACAAUGCAAAAUGUAAUUGAAAUCAAUUUUGUAAGGAUUCAUUUAUUAAUUUAAUCAGUAAACUUGACAUCAAUUUGUACACAGAGGUCCAGAAAUGUCGUGAACAAUGAUAAGCUAUAUAAAUCUAUACUUAAAUAUGAUGAUUUAACCAAAUAGAUGAAUAAUUUCUUGUAUAAUAAUUUCCACAAGCUCCCAAAAUAAGUAAGUUUUGAUAUAAGUUGGUUUAAAUCAUCAUAUUUUCAAUGUAACUGAAAUUUUUCAUUGUACACGAUAUUUCGGACAUCCUGUAUUAUGUUUGUAUAUUUGUUGGCAAAAUUCGAACUUAUACCGUCUAAAAGUCUACAAUAUUAAUGUCCACACAGCUCGUACGUUGCCCUUAAAAUUCGUACCAUAGAGUAAAUUCCUUGUAAAUAGAUAGAGUUAGGUGUCUCGUAGAGGCUACGCGAGAUUGAAGGUUGUAAGCGCAGUUUUAGAUUACGUCCAGAGUUAAUUUAAAGAAAAUAAUAUUAUUUUGUUUAUUCUCUAUUAUUCUAAUACAUAUAUUGGGAUUAGGAAAGUUUGAUUUGUCAUUGUUGUCCGGCAAAAAACUUGUCAUUGCUGUAUAAAUCUGUGAAAAUGAGUGUUUGGUAUUUGAAAAAAAAAAGAGCAAAAUCUGUAAAUAUGCCAGUAAAAAACUUUACAAUGUUGACGGAUUUAAU
Papilio xuthus (Asian swallowtail) is the source of this 4554-nucleotide messenger RNA. RefSeq lists its product as uncharacterized. The record is from RefSeq and is a predicted model, not a curated record. Bases 192 to 3566 code for a protein of 1124 amino acids. The transcript has 12 exons. NCBI's taxonomy places the organism in Eukaryota, Metazoa, Arthropoda, Insecta, Lepidoptera, Papilionidae. Gene Ontology annotation, cellular component: nucleus.